Radiomyces spectabilis is the source of this 774-nucleotide messenger RNA. RefSeq names its product Yip1 domain-containing protein. Bases 1 to 774 code for a protein of 257 amino acids. Lineage: Eukaryota; Fungi; Mucoromycota; Mucoromycetes; Mucorales; Radiomycetaceae. The record is from RefSeq and is a predicted model, not a curated record. Gene Ontology annotation, biological process: endoplasmic reticulum to Golgi vesicle-mediated transport. Gene Ontology annotation, cellular component: membrane; trans-Golgi network. The transcript has 6 exons.
AUGCUUUCCCCUUCAAAGCUGAGUGCCAGUCAACAGGCGCAAUAUGAGAAUCCUUUUGCGUCUCAAUUAGACUCGACCUACGUGGAACCUGAUCUUGACUUGACCGGUCAGUCUACCACACGAGUCACUAGUCCACCCAACGACAAUGCCGCCAAUCCUUUUGCCAACGUCAUGGGCAACAUUGGUAGCUCUUUUGCCACUUCAUCUACCUCAACGCCACAACCUACCGCCAGUUAUACAGGCAUAGACACACUCGAAGAACCUGUUUCCGUUACCAUCCUUCGCGAUCUUUCCAAAGUUGCAAACAAGCUCAAGCAAGUGCUCCAUCCAAAAGGCGAUCGCAAAGUAUUAAAAGACUGGGAUCUCUGGGGUCCUUUGCUCUUGUGUCUUUCGUUGGCCAUCAUCUUGUGUGCCAAGGCUCCAAAGGAUCAAGCCGUCUCCAUCUUCACAGGCGUCUUUGUGAUUGUAUGGUUGGGCGCUGCUGUGGUCACGUUGAAUGCGAAAUUGCUCGGUGGUGCCGUAUCUUUUUUCCAGUCAGUGUGUGUUCUUGGCUACUGCUUGUUUCCACUGGUCGUGGCCGCCGUGAUUACCCUGUUUGUUGGCUUGAUUUGGGUUCGACUACCCAUGGCCAUUGUUACGUUUGGCUGGUCCACCUAUGCUUCGGUUGGCUUCUUAUCCGAUUCACAAGCGCACUUGAGCAAUCGUCGUUGGUUGGCCGUGUAUCCUCUUUGUCUAUUUUAUCUUGUUAUUUCAUGGCUCGUUCUGAUAUCGUGA